Heteronotia binoei (common prickly gecko) is the source of this 2215-nucleotide messenger RNA. Its product is annotated as serpin B6-like. Gene Ontology annotation, cellular component: cytoplasm. Gene Ontology annotation, biological process: negative regulation of endopeptidase activity. The record is from RefSeq and is a predicted model, not a curated record. Lineage: Eukaryota; Metazoa; Chordata; Lepidosauria; Squamata; Gekkonidae. The coding region runs from base 23 to 1318 and encodes 431 amino acids. The transcript is spliced from 8 exons. Gene Ontology annotation, molecular function: serine-type endopeptidase inhibitor activity.
AGCGGCGCUUCCCCGGAGGAGCAUGUGCAGACAUGCUCAGUGGGAAAGCGAGGUGCGCGGGGCUGCUGGCGAAGGACCGCUCUGUGCGCUCCAGCCCGGCCGUCAGAGCUCCGUGGAAAGAAACGCCUGCCCAGCAGCAGCCGCGCCGCCACGCAUCUCCUCUCGUCGAUUCUGCAACAUGGACCGGGUCACUGCAUCCAGUACAGCCUUUGCCCUCCAGUUGUUCAAGAAGCUGAGUGAGGAUGAUCCUAAAACGAACUUGUUUUUUUCCCCAAUGAGCAUCACUUCUGCCCUGACCAUGGUCUACCUGGGUGCAAAAGGCAAUACUGCAGCUCAAAUGUCAAAGGUACUGUCUGUGGACAAAGCUGAAGAACACCACCUGGGAUACCAGCAACUGAUUUCUGAAAUUAACAAACCAGACACCAAGUACGUACUUAGAUUGGCCAACAGGCUCUAUGGAGAAGCAUCCUAUGACUUCCACACAACUUUUACAGAUGCAUGUGAGAAGUUCUACCAUGCAGGUUUAGAGAGACUUAACUUCGUUGCAACUCCAGACGAUUCUAGAAGACACAUAAAUUCCUGGGUGGAAGAAAAGACAGCAAGUAAAAUAAAAAAUCUGCUCGCUGAGGGAAUAAUUGACUCUCUGACAAGGCUGGUCUUGGUGAAUGCCAUCUACUUCAAGGGAAACUGGGCAAAUCAAUUCCUCCAAGAUCGCACAAAGGAAAGGCCAUUCAAAAUUAACAAGAACGAAACCAGGCCUGUGCAGAUGAUGUACAAGAAAGCAAAAUUCAACAUGACCUACAUAGCAGAUUACCAAACUAAAAUCCUUGAGGUCCCUUACGUUGGAAACGAACUGAGCAUGAUCAUUCUGCUUCCCGAUGAAAUCCAAGACAAUUCCACUGGUCUGGAAAAGCUGGAGAGAGAACUUACCCAUGAGAAACUCAUGGACUGGAUAAGCUCAGAGAUGAUGGACCAGACGGAAGUUGAGUUGUCUUUCCCCAAGUUUAAACUAGAAGAAAAAUACGACCUGAAGCCAGUUCUGAGCAGCAUGGGCAUGGCAGAGGCCUUUGACCAUGGCAAGGCCAACUUCUCUGGGAUGUCACCCUGCAAUGACUUGGUCCUCUCAGCAGUUGUUCACAAAUCCUUCAUAGAGGUCAACGAAGAGGGAACGGAGGCAGCCGCCGCCACCGCAGCAGUCAUGAUGUUGCGAUGUGCAAUGAUCACGCCACGAUUCACAGCCGAUCACCCCUUCCUCUUUUUCAUUCGGCACAAUAAAACAGGAGCCAUUCUGUUCUAUGGGAGGUUUUGCUCUCCCUAGAGUGCCCUGCGUCUGCACGCAGUUGCGCCAUCGUUCAGAGUGGCACUGACCUCUCAUUGGGUUUUUAUAAACGGUGACUUAUACUGGGCCUCCUUCCUUUGGCCUGAAGUAAAUUUUGCACAGCUCAGUUAAUAGCUGGCUGAAUAUAAAGAAAAUCCAUUGGAGCAAAAAGGGCAGUUCUAAGGCCCGUUCACAAUUCACAUUUAAGUCGCUGCUGUGUUCUGGUUAACCCUAUGCAAUUAGGGAGACUCUCACCACCUUAAGUGAUGCUGCUAAUGAAGUAGCAGACCUGACUAACUGCACUCUUCUUUCCUUUUUUGGGGGGGGGGGAGGGGCAGGUCUUUUUUUGUAGCAGGAACUCCUUUGCAUAUUAGGCCACACACCCCUGAUGUAGCAAAUCCUCCUGGAGCUUACAGUAGGUCCUGUACUAAGAGCCUUGUAAGUUCCAGGAGGACUGGCUACAUUAGGGGUGGCUGGCCUAAUAUGCAAAGGAGUUCCUGCUACAAAAAAAAGCCCUGGAGAAGGGGAUAUUUGUUUUACUGACAGGAGCAGAAGGCUCACUUUCGAUGUGACCUGGCACCCAAUGAAUGUUGUGAGGCAACGUCCAUUCUUGGUUUUUCUUUUUCCAGGAUGCUUUGUACACAACAAAAACGGUUUUAAAACAAAAAAGAGAUUUACCAAAGGAUUUCCAAAGCUGUGAAUAUUUGAGACGGUUGUUUUAUCAUCCUCUUAGAACUUAAUGCCUCACGUGUAGCUAGCAAAGAUUUGAGCGCAGUCCCAAAAUUUUCUUAACAAAUGUAAAAUAUGAAUUGCCUUAAUAUUCCUUCUGGAAAGAAUUAGACAUUUUCUGUGCAUACAGACAAUGCUGCUCUUGUACCUUGUGACCUGUAUUCUGAA